Toxotes jaculatrix (banded archerfish) is the source of this 1305-nucleotide messenger RNA. RefSeq lists its product as uncharacterized. The record is from RefSeq and is a predicted model, not a curated record. Bases 112 to 978 code for a protein of 288 amino acids. The transcript is spliced from 5 exons. Lineage: Eukaryota; Metazoa; Chordata; Actinopteri; Toxotidae.
UUAGAAAGCACGUGGGCCUCGUCUGAUCUCACAGCUCGUCCUCGUUCGGCCUCAGCUGCAUCAGAGAGACACUUCUCCUCAGGUUCCCCAGAGGAAACACCACUGCACAAAAUGCUUUUCCUCCCAGCUGCUGCUCUGUGCUGUCUGUGUUCAGCGCUGGUUGCCAUGGCAGCAGAGCUGAAUCAGGAGCAAUUAUCACUGACCAGGAGAGUUGGUCAACCAGUCUCCUUCAGCUGUGGAGGAACUCACCAGUGUGAUGGUAGUUACAUAUACUGGUACCAGAAGAAAGACACAAAAACAUUCACAGUGAUUCUCCGUUUUUAUAAGAGUCGUUGCAGCAUAGAAAGACGGUACGAUCAUCCUCAGAAAGAUGAUUUCACAGCUGAGAACAAACCAAACGGCUGUAACUUGAAGAUAGACACAGUUAAACUCAUUCAUUCAGCCACCUACUACUGUUCCUGUUGGAAGUCUGGUUCCGGAGACAUGAUCUUUGGCUCAGGAACUAAACUGUAUGUAACAGGUGAGCAGGUAGUGAAGCCCGUGGUGAGCGUGUACCCAGCAGCCCCGAGCCACGUGGAGGGGAACAGCUCCCUGCUGUGUCUGGCCUCAGGUAUGUUUCCUCCUCUGGUCCAGUUCUCCUGGGAAAGACAGUUGGAGGACGGUCCUAAGGAGAAGCUGUCCCCUGAUGAGGUAGAGCAGCUGGAGCUCAGAGAGCCGAGACGUGCUUCCAUCUUGCUGAUUCAUCAGCCAGAGAACAGCAAAUAUAAAUACUACUGCUCCGUCAGGCACGAGGGGGGAACAGUGGAGGCUCCAGAACAAGGUGCAGUGGAUCCUCUCCAGCCUCAGUGCAGGGUGAAGCUGCUCUGUCUGCUGUACACAGUGCUGAUAGUGAAGAGUCUGCUGUACUGCUGUGGACUCUCUCUGCUGAUGGGCCUCACAAACAAGGGACCGUCCACCAACGGCCCACAUGCUGACUGACUGUUUCCUGCUCCUCUUUUCUCACCAUGGCUUCAUCUCAUUCAUCUCAUUGAUCACUGAUCAGAAAUCUGAGUAAAAUGUUUCUCUUUAUGUUCAGGUCAGAUACAGUCAGUCCAAAAAUAAUCAAUAUAUAUAUCACACUCAUAUUUGCAGUUUCUACUUUUAGAUUCUUUACUAUAGUGUAAUUUUUAUGGUUUAUAUCUGCUCUAAAUUGUGAUUUUCAUGUCAGUGGGAUAUUAAUCUGAAUUAUUAGUUGUCUAGUAAAUAUUCUGUUUAUUUUUUCUGUCUUUUUUCUCUAAAUAAAUUCAGAGUAUUAUUGGUUUGUCA